This is a messenger RNA of Limulus polyphemus (Atlantic horseshoe crab), 2275 nucleotides long. RefSeq lists its product as uncharacterized. The record is from RefSeq and is a predicted model, not a curated record. The transcript is spliced from 2 exons. Lineage: Eukaryota; Metazoa; Arthropoda; Merostomata; Xiphosura; Limulidae. The coding region runs from base 99 to 1349 and encodes 416 amino acids.
GUAGGCACAAGAGGAAGGUCCAGAACUUUCUUCCUUGUAAGAGUGACCACCAGACCAGGUGUGACGUCAGUAGCUCAAGCAGAAUUACUUAUGAUGACAUGAUAAUCAAUCACCACCCGACAAGACUGCCCGAUCAACGUGGACCCAGUGUCCAGACACUCACGCCCAUUGAGCUGUUUGACGUGAAGUUCGGGCGAUAUGGGCGUCAACACGUGAGCCACACAAACUUCUCCUUCUCUGGUAAAGAAGCCGAUAGGUUACGGUCAGUUAAGAGUAAAGAACAAUUCAACUCAGGUGGGCUUCGAACGUAUGAUUCGGACAUUGAUGACAGUGAGAUAGAACCUCGUACUGUGGCUAGUGAUGAUGAAUUUGCUGAAGAUGAGUUGAGCUUGGGGGAAUUUCCCCGACAACCUAGUCACUCAUGUUCUGGUACUAAUAGCCUUCUGGGGUCUACGGGAGGAGACCUUUGUCGCGACAUGGAAUCUACAUCUAGUGUUGAAAAUAAAGAGAUCCAACGAUUGUUUUGUAAUGAUGGCGCUGAGGGACGAAACCACAAUUCCCAAUUUUUGGAACGAAACAAAGAUGGAUUUCCUAGUGAGGGAUUUGAAAAGAAACAGAACUAUUACAAAGGAAAGAACAUGCUGGGGCCCGACUUGGCUUACCCUAACACCACAAUCCCACUUGAUGGUAUGACAGGUAUAGAUCUAACACCUCACCAGUUUGUUGGUCAUCACAGUCCGCGUGGAGCUUCAAACCUGGAAGAGGGAAGGGUUCCCGGGUUUUACUUCACUGCGGUGGGAUCACCUGUCCUGUUACACGCUCACUCUCCACCGCCCCCUCCAUACCCAGCUGGGCUAGGAACUGGAACCUUACCAUCCGUCUACAACCCUCACGCGACAACUCAAAGAUCAGAUCUACUACCAGAAAGUUUGUUGUCACAACUGAAUGGUAAAGAAAUCCAGUCAGAAGAUCACAAUUACCAUGGACCUGUCUUUACCAUUGUUCCUGAACAUCCGUAUCCCCUAGAUCCCGGGUUUGGAAACCACGUAGAUAUUAGUCCAUUAGAAUUCCGUACUUUUCAUCCACUAGGCAGAGGGAGGCCCCCCACCCCUCCAGCACGUGAGAAUGUUUAUUCUUCUAUCGAUGACAAAGGACUUUUUACUAUAGAUGGAAAUCGAAACCGUUGUGAUCAAACUAGUCGUGCGCAGGACGAUCCAAUCUGCAACUUGGAUAAAUCCGAGAAACAUCCUGUGCCAAAAUCGAACAUUCCAGUGUUCCACAGUGUAGAAGAAAGUGGAUCGUAUGGUGAUAUCAGGCCUGUCUUUGAUUCCAGGACCUUGUGUACAUGACCCGCAGCAGAGAGAGAGGCCCUAUGUGAUGUAACACCAGUGUUCGUUGUGAUUCUUGUGAUAGUUAUAUGUGGGUGGAAAAACCCGUUUUUUUGUACACAGAUAUCAGUCCCUUUAGUUCCACAGUGACUGAACAGAACUCGCAAUAGACCACCCUGUAGCAUUAGGAGGAAACUCCCAACACAAUCCAGUAUUUUUGUCACUAACAUAGUAAGCACUGUGAUAAUUAAUUUUAUUGUUUGCUUAAGCCCUCGGGUGAGUAAUAUUGGUUGUCGUAAGGCGAGUGCUGUGGUAGUGACAUUUGAUGUAUAAAUGGACUUGGUUAUUGUAUGUGUUAUUGAUUGCAAUUAAAGUCCCCAAACACUCUAGGAAGCGAAACAUAAACCACGUGAUUGUAUUUUUUUACCUAAAUUCAUGCUCAAUUUUGAAGGAGAAUUUCGAUCUCUUCUAAAGUACAAGACAUGGGGGGGGGGGGAAUUGGUCUCCGUGCGAAGGAAUCGGUGUUUAUCUAUGUUUCACUUUUUGACAUUUCAUUGUAUUCUGAAUGUUUGUUUCUACUCGUGUCAAUUAUCCAUAUAAGUUAUUGAAAGCUAAUGGAGUUCGGCUUGUAUUUUGUUUUUCAGAGGAUGGACCUGUUUCCAUGGGCAAAACUUGAAAUAUUUAUUAUUAUUGGUAUUAUAAUUUUCAUUACAAAAUUCUUUACGUUUUAACAACAUUACGUAAGUGACGUGGGCCUCCGAUGAUUGGUCGAAUUAUGAAAAUCCAUCCCUUUGUAUAACGUGGGUAAAACUAAACAUUACGUAAAUGACGUGAGCCUCCUAUGAUUGGUCGAAUCAUGAAAAUCCAUCCCUUUGUGUAAAAUUACUGGAAAAAGUUCGUAUAGUGACAUAUCACUGUUUAAACUUUUCUUUGUUUUUUUAUCAAUA